AUGGCAGUUAUAAUAUAUGAAAGUGCUGAAAUCUGCAUCGAUAAAGUUAGAGUAUUUUGGCAAAAAGCUCAGAUUCCAACUAAAAGAAAAGAUCAUUGCAUAUAUCAGUUGUUAAAAUUAUAUGAACAAUAUCAGCUUCUUCAAAAAAGUGUAAACAGAGAGUCAAAUAAAAUUAAAGAGGAUGAAUUUAAAUCUUUAUUGUUGAAUUUAUUUGACAUUGCCCAUGCGAAUGCUACACUAAUAAUCAAUAAAGAUACACAAAAUUUUCUGACUCAACAAAGGAAAGAUGGUAGAGUAGGCUACAUAGCCAACAUUGAGUCUGACGAUAAUGAAGAAGCACAGAGAAUCAAGGAUGAAUUACUACAGCUACGUCAAGAAAAAUCGGAGAGAAUUGAUGAUAAAUUAGUUGCAGUCUUCGAUCAUUGUAAAUUAAGUGACCCCAAUGCUGUACUUUUGACUGUAGCUUUAUGUUCAUCAAUAAAUAUCGACGCAAACCCUUUAAUAGUAAAUAGAUCUUCAAUUCGCAGAAUCAGAGAGAAAUUACGCGAAGAAAAAGUAAAACAAAUCAAAGGACUUUUCAAAUACGAAGACUUGAAUGCUAGUGUUCUCCAUUGGGAUGGAAAUUUUUUUAAAACUUCAACUGGAGAAACUAAAGAACGAUUACCAGUUGUAUUAAUUUGUGUAAAAAUUGAAAAAAUAUUAGCAAUUCCAGUACUAGAUGACGGUACAGGACAGUCUCAAGCUGAUGCAAUGUUUGAUGUUAUUGUCGAUUGGGGUAUUUCUAACUGUAUUAAAGUUCUUUGCUGUGAUACUACUCCUGCCAAUCUGGGGCCAAAUAAAGGAGCUGCCGUCAUACUUGAACAGUUGCUUGAAGAAAAUUUACUAUAUUUGCCUUGCAGGCAUCACAUGUUUGAACUUGUUUUAAAGGAUGUUUUUGAAUUAAAAAUACCUGGAACUGGAAAAAAGAUUUCGAGAUAA
Brassicogethes aeneus is the source of this 978-nucleotide messenger RNA. Lineage: Eukaryota; Metazoa; Arthropoda; Insecta; Coleoptera; Nitidulidae. The record is from the annotation of a GenBank genome assembly.